GAAACUCCAAAGAAUGGAUAGCAAAGCUUUUCUAUCGUAUUUAAAUCUAAUGAAGUUUGACUUUUGUAUAAUUUUUUUCGCUUUUGCAGUUUUCCUCCAAAACAUGGUAGUUACUCAAUUGGUGGAGGAUAAAGCGUGCUUGAACCAUCUUCAAUUGAACCAAAGUUUUUGCUCCGAGUUUACAUCUUAUCCCGAAUCAAUUGAAACCCAAGAGAUAAUUCGCAUUGCCAAUUCGUUCAAAAGAUGGCAAUUUAAUCUCACUCAUAUGCCAUGCUUAUUGCUGUCCAUUUUUGUUGGCUAUUGGCUCGGAAAUUAUCCAAAGUAUUUCAAGUUCAUGGUUUUGUCAGCCUUUUUAGGAGGCAUUUGCUUGAUCCUCUUGUUGCUGGUCAAUCUUUUUGCUUUCGAAGCAUCUUGGUGGGCGAUAAUAUUUUCUUACAUUCCUAUUUCAUUGUCUGGUGGCAAUUUUUUGCUAUUCAGUGCCAUUUAUACUUCCAUUUCAUGGGGAACACCGAGUCAUUUGGUAAUUGUGCGAUUUUCCGUCAUUGAGUUUUUCGUUAAAACUGCAAUGCUGAGCUCUAGUUAUUCAAGUGGAACGAUUCUUGCAAUGGAACCAUGGAUUGGCGAUCAGCGGAAAAAUUUUGUUGGUGUUUUAUUGACUAGUUUAUCAUCGUACACACUCGGGCUUAUUUAUACAAUUGCGAUGAAACCCAGUUUUGUUGUUACCAAAAAUCCCGAGAAAGAUGAUGCUUCUUUCCCUCAAGUUAUCAAGGAUGUCUUCCGUUUAAUGCGAGCCAAAGAGUGUCUAGCAAUUUUUUCAGUUAAAAGGCCGAAUCAGGGUCGACUUCGACUAAUACUAUUGAUAACUUCAGGAGCCAUUUGUAAUGCGGCACUCAAUAGCGAAGACAGUAUUGCCUACCAGUUUGCUCAACGUGUUUAUGGACUGACUGAAAAGGCAUAUACUUCAAUGUUGACCCUUGUUUACAUACCACCGACAAUUGCUACUUCAACUGUACCUUCAUUACUCAGGUUGUUACAUCUUUCCGAUUCGAGUAUCGCUAUAUUUGGAUGCUCUUCAUUGUCUGCAUUUUUCGUCAUUAGAGGAAUAUUUUUGUCUGUUCGAGGUUACAUUGCUGGAUAUAUAAUUGGUUCAUGUGGACGAAUCUCCAGUGUUGCUAUUCGAAGUCUCAUUGUAGCUACUGUCGACUCGGCGGAAUCGGCACAAAUCUUUACUCUAUCAACUGCUCUUGAAACUUUUGUUGGGUUAGGAGCUACAUUUAUGUGCACUUCAGUGUUUAGCUUGACAAUUGCUCAUCAACCUGGAGCUGUGAUGCUUUUGGUUGGUACUAUUAUACUGUAUCCAUUAACCGUUAGUUUAUGGAUAAGAUUUGUUCAAAAUAAAAAGAUUAAAAUUGUAACUGAGACACAAAACGACGAAACCAAAUUGUGAGAUUCAAGUAAAUGUUUAAUUGUCUACUUCGUUUAGUCUCUUCCGCUUCGACUUUUUCCGUUUGCAUACUUUUCUACUUUUCCAUUGAUUAUUGUAGAACUGUCACUUUAUGUUAGUUUCUAGGUACAUUUAGCUACGAUUUGGAGCAUAAUUUUGUAUAACAGUUGAUAACAAAUGUCAUGCAUGAUAAUGGCAAAAGAAAGGUACAAUUUUGUUUCUGUUGAUUCAAACAAUUUAAUUCAAAAGAUCAUGCCUCAAC
Molecule: messenger RNA, 1706 nt
Organism: Tetranychus urticae (two-spotted spider mite)
Lineage: Eukaryota; Metazoa; Arthropoda; Arachnida; Trombidiformes; Tetranychidae
Source: RefSeq, a predicted model, not a curated record